Cutaneotrichosporon oleaginosum is the source of this 2134-nucleotide messenger RNA. RefSeq lists its product as uncharacterized. The record is from RefSeq and is a predicted model, not a curated record. NCBI's taxonomy places the organism in Eukaryota, Fungi, Basidiomycota, Tremellomycetes, Trichosporonales, Trichosporonaceae.
CAAGCAAUCAUUCAACCCGUCUUGUGUUCCAAAUUCCUCAUUCACACACUCCUUCACCCCCUCAUCAUGCUCCACCUCCUACCACUGCUCCUUGCCGGGGCGGUGGCGAGUCCAGCGCAGCGCCUGGCGCCACGCCUCUCCCCACCUCUCAACCUCACCGACAUUCCCAUCACAUUCCCGAACAAGACCGCGAGCAUUAACAUUAGCGUCGGAUCACCACCGCAGGUUAUUCCCGUGGAGCUCAGCCUCGCUUCGGGACAGCUACAGCUGUCGGCUUUCAAGAAGCAGGACAGCAGCAGCUUCCAGGACAACCCGCCUCGCGACAACGUGCAGAUCGGCGAUCUGACCCUGUACGGAUGGACGAUCGGCAAUGAGACCAACGAUGCAGGUCUCGGAGGCACACUUCCCCUCGGUUUGGUCAACCGCGGAAACAGCAAAGACAACACGUACCUUCUGUGGUCGCUGGCCGACCAGAUCCCGAGCAAGACGUUCGCCCUGACUAUUGGGCUUGACAAUAGCACAAUAAGCUUUGGCGAGGAGAGUUCCGCCGCCAAUUGGUGGAAUCCCAUCGAGGCCGCGAUGGGCGGGUGGGCUUUCAUCAUCGACGGCGUGGCUGUCGACGGCCAGAUGGCGGGAAUUGCGCCAGCCCCUGCCCCGGUCGGUCAGACUGUGACCUUGAGUCGUCCGGCCGCAACGGCUUCCAUUGUGCCAGGAAGCGCGCCCUCCUUGCCCGCUGAGGUUCCUCCGGCAGCCCCGUUUAUUGCGGCCGCGAAACGCCAGGCGACCGCAGCCGGCGACACCCGCAUGCCAGCCCCGACUGGUUCCUCGUCUUCAGGCCCCCUCCCCCCGAUGGAUCCUAACAACCAGUCAUGUGUCGCCUGCACUCUUGAGUACAAGGUGUGUAUGUGUGGCGAGGGCGAAAUGUGCCGCCGUCACGAGGCGACGUGCAGCACCUGCCCGUUCCUCGAGUGUGUCCGCAACGGCACGUCCACCGACACCGACAAUUGCGUCGCCUGCCCUGCAAUCUACCGCAUGUGUGACUGCGGGCCGGACGAGGACUGUGUGCGGACUAUGGGCACGUGUAGGGAGUGCGAAACGGUCACGUGCCGCAAGCGCGGGAGCGUAACACCUGCCAACCCCCAGUGGGAGGAGAAGCCGGAUAAUGGCAACGGCUCGGGUACGGGCACGGGCACGAGGUCGGACACGAGCACGACCGUCGGGCCCGCGGUUCCGUACACGUCCGGCACGGUGCCCACCGAGAACAAGCCCAACUGCACCAAUCCCGUCAUGUGCCCUGCCAUCUACCAGAUGUGUUCGUGCCGCGCGGACGAGACGUGCGUCCGCAAGUCGAGCUGUGACCGGUGCGAGUGGCUCGAGUGCCACAAGACACCGAAGCCAUUCACUGAUAAUGGGCAGUGCGUGCAGUGCGCCGAGAUCGAGCCUGUAUGCGACUGCCCGCGCGGCGCGACGUGCGUGCGCGAGCCCCGCUCCUGCACCGACUGCGGGCGCGUGACGUGCCGCGACAACUCCAACCCCGGGGUCCGCCUCGCUCUGAGCCUGGACGACGAGAUUGCCGUGUCCCCCGAGGUUGCAACGGCGCUGCAAAAGCUCAUCCCCGGCAUGGUUGCGCUCGGAAGUGCGAGCGGGGCAGAGAAGCGCGCCCCGACGGUAUCAGUCACGGCCACUGCGGCCAGCGCCGGCGCCGACAACACCGUCGGUGUGUCCGCCACCCCGCCAUUCCGGCCCCAGGGGAAGACGUACUACAGCGUGCCGUGUAACACUACAGCGAACAUCACGCUCGUGUUCCCCGGCGCCAACUACACGCUGCAGGCCAAAGACUGGGUCGUGCCGCAGCAAGACGGUUGCCAGGCACUCCUCGUCAUGCAGGACACAUUCUUCUACGAUGUGAUCCUCGGCCGCCCCUUCCUUCGUACCGUGCGCGCUGCCUUCCGUCUCAAUGACACGGCGACGGUCGCUUUCAGUGCCCGCAACGCCUCGACGGGCGGUCUCAGCGCCAUGCAGGGCACGUCUGGGGCCGGGGUGCUGGGCGCCAGCCUCGCGUGUGUUUUCGUCGCACUUGCGGCUGCUUGUCUGUUCUAGUGACGCUUGUAUGGUAUUCUUGUGUAUAAUGGAC